Prunus armeniaca (apricot) is the source of this 1698-nucleotide messenger RNA. Lineage: Eukaryota; Viridiplantae; Streptophyta; Magnoliopsida; Rosales; Rosaceae. The record is from the annotation of a GenBank genome assembly.
AUGGAGUUUCAGGAGGCUAUCAUGAAGUUGGUGAUCCACAAAGCCAAAGAAAACGAAUGGGCUUUCCAAACCCCUGACAGAGUGACAGAGAUAAGCAGUCCCAGCCCCAGGCGCAAAUGGAAGCUUUUCCACAGGUCCCCAUCGGCCAUUCCAUCAAAAACUGCAAAGGCCCAAGCUCCAAAAGAGUUCAUUUGCCCCGUCUCUGGUUCCCUAAUGGCUGACCCAGUCAUCGUCUCCUCAGGCCACACCUUCGAGCGUGCCUGCGUCCAAGUCUGCAAAGCCCUCAACUUCACACCCACUCUCGUGGACUCUCCCCCACCCGAUUUCUCCUCUGUAAUCUCCAACCUCGCUCUCAAAUCCGCCAUUCUCAACUGGUGCCGCAAGUCCUCCAUAGACUCUCCCAAGCCCCUCGAUUUCAGCUCCGCCGAUCAGCUCGUCCGUGCGUUCAUGGCGUCCCAGAACCAAACCCAGCCCCAGAAGCUCGUAAUUUCGGAGAACGAGUUGUUGAUCCAAGGCGUCAACGAAACCCCUAAAGUGAAUUUCAAUCACGCGGCCACCGAGGUGACUCGGCGUCCGACUCACUUCCACUCGAGCUCCGACGAAUCGGUCACCGCGCUCGUGUCGACUCCGCCUCUGCCCUUCUCGACGCAGCCGAGUUGCUACUCUUCCCGUUCGUCUUCCUCCUCCGAAAUUGAAACCCUAAACCCGGGCAACAGCAACUCAUCCUCCGGCUCCGUAGAAGACGACGAAAUCUUGAUCAAGCUCAGAAGCCCACACGUGUUCGAAAUCGAGGACGCUCUGGCCUCGCUGAGGAAGAUCACGCGAACCAGAGAGGACACUCGGGCCCGCCUCUGCACCCCUCGGAUGCUCUCCGCCCUGCGACCUCUGAUCGUGUCCAGGUACACCGGCGUUCAGGUGAACUCGGUCGCAGCGUUGGUCAAUUUGUCGUUGGAAAAGUCAAACAAGAUUAAGAUCGUCCGGUCAGGAGUUCUCCCUCCAUUGAUUGAUGUGCUUAAGGCAGGAUCCCCUGAGGCGCAGGAACACGCUUCCGGUGCACUCUUUAGCUUGGCGCUUGAUGACGAUUGUAAGACCGCCAUUGGCGUUUUGGGUGCUUUGCCACCUUUGCUUCACUUACUCCGAUCCGAGAGCGAGCAGACUCGGCAUGACUCGGCACUCGCUUUGUAUCACCUCACACUCGUUCAGAGUAACCGCUCCAAAUUGGUUAAACACGGGUCGGUUCCAAUUCUUUUGAGAAUGGUGAAGUCAGGUCAUAUGACGGGUCGGGUACUACUCACAUUGUGCAACUUGAGUUCUUGUGCGGAGGGGCGGGCAUCGAUGAUGGAUGCGGGUGGGGUGGAAUGUUUGUUGGGUGUCUUGAGAAGAAAUGAGUUUGACUCGAAGGCAACUCAGGAGAGUUGUGUGGCCACAUUGUGUGGGCUGAGUUAUGGUGGUUUGAGGUUUAAGGGGUUGGCCAAGGUGGCCGGGGCGAUUGAGGUGUUAAGAGAGGUGGAGAAAAAGGGAAGCGACCGGGCGAGGGAGAAAGCAAGGAGGAUGUUGGAGAUGAUGAGAGGGAAAGAGAAGGAGGAAGAAGAUGAAGUGGAUUGGGAGGAGUUGCUCGACUCGGGGCUCGGAAGUCGAAAUCGGAGUCAACUCACUGGGGGAUUAGGCGGGUCAAGUGUCAACUCGUCCGAAUUUUGA